Messenger RNA from Zerene cesonia (dogface butterfly), 433 nucleotides. RefSeq lists its product as uncharacterized. Lineage: Eukaryota; Metazoa; Arthropoda; Insecta; Lepidoptera; Pieridae. The record is from RefSeq and is a predicted model, not a curated record. Bases 91 to 420 code for a protein of 109 amino acids. The transcript is spliced from 2 exons.
UCCUCCAUACACCUCUCAUACGAAUACGUGUCUAUAGUUAUUUAUAUAACUAUAUUUGUAGGUAUUUUAUUAGCUACAACAUAUAUAAACAUGAAACACCAAGAAGUAGGUGUAGAUUAUUGGGCUAUGCUAAAAACUAUGUUCGCCUAUGGUGCUCUGACAGGUCUUGGUUGGAUUAUGUUAAGGCUUUUCCACGCUGUGUUCACGCUGCCGAGGCGACUGCGGUCACAACAGAACGAUAUACAAAACUCUUUGAAAGAACUUCAGAAACGGUUUCCGGACCUCAAUAUCACUGAGGAAGACUUGAGAAAUGCUGAAAAAGAACUAGAUGAGCUUAUAAAGGAAGAUAAUGAUAAGAAAGACACUGUAAACGAAAAGGAAGCUUCAGUGGAAACAGAAGAAGAUAAAAAAGAUAUAUAAUGUCAAUUUAUAA